CAUGGACACAUUACAAUUUCCAAUUUUGCUCCUAUGGAUGUGUUGCUGCAGAGCAGGCUGGGCACAGCAAAGUCUGCAGGACACACAAAGAGAAGAUGCCAAAGUGCUGACUUCCUGUGACUUUAACCAGGACAGUCACCCAUUCUGCAGCUUCAUACAGGACACCGCAGACAAAAGUGACUGGACCCGACAUAAAGGUCAAACACCAACAGAGGGAACCGGACCAAGCGGAGACUACCCUGAUGGAAAUGGAUUCUUUAUCUACCAUGAGUGUGACAAUGUGGCAAAUAGGCAGAAAGCUCGUCUGCUGAGCCCAGCCCUCUCAUCAUCGGCAUCUCAGAUCUGUGUCCAGUUUCGAUACUACAUGUACGGCUCAGAUGAUCGGAAUGUGUUAAGGGUUCUGGUCAAGAGCCUCAAUGAAGAGGAAGAGGUCUGGAAAAAAACUGGAAUCCAGAGUCCUUCUUGGCUGAAGGGCUCCAUCACUGUGCCCAAACCUGGUAGUCAGAGCGUCACUAUCGUAUUAGAAGCUCAGAGAGGCUUCUCCUCAUCCUGUGAUUCGGCUUUGGACAACAUUGUCAUAACUGAAGGAGCAUGUCCCUCUUGUGUUUCUGGCUGCGAUUUCGACUCUCUUGAUGACCUGUGUGGCUGGACAACACUAAAUGAGAAUAAUGAUGUGUUUGGCUUUGAGCAGUGGAUUGGACAAACCGACACUCCUGGCACCGGACCUGAUGAUGACUUCUCCAAACCUGGAACUGGUGCCUACAUGUUGAUGGAUUCUUUCGCGGCCAUCCCUAAAGUCAGUUCGCAGAUCAGAAGUCCUCUAUUGACCCCCAACUCAGGAUGUUUGGAACUCCUCUUCCACUACUACCUUUAUGGCACAAGCACCACCAUGCAGCUCAGUGUCCACACCAUCACCGAAAAUGGACACCUUGGACCAAGUCUUUUUACCAGGACGGGCAACCAGGGUCAAGGCUGGAAGCCUGCAGUAGUCCAAUACCUGGGAACUGCUGCUAUUCAGUUUGUAAUUGUGGGGACCUAUGGAGAAACUCCUGAGACAGAUAUUGCCAUUGAUGCAGUGUGUAUCAUGGCCUGCAAAGCUCAGCCAACAACUCCUCUUCCAACCGUAACAACUCCAGGACCAACUACGCCAAAACCUACAACUCCAGAACCAACUACAGCAAAACCAACAACUGUAGGACCAACUACACCUAAACCAACAACUCCAGGACUAACUACACCAAAACCAGCAACUCCUGGACCCACUACACCAAAACCAACAACUCCAGGACUAACUACGCCAAAAGCAACAACUCCAGGACUAACUACACCAAAACCAGAAACUCCUGGACCCACUACACCAAAACCAACAACUCCAGGGCCAACUUCACCUAAACCAACAACUCCAGGACUAACUACACCAAAACCAACAACUCCUGGACCCACUACGCACAAACCAACAACUCCAGGAAUAACUACACCUAAACCAACAACUCCAGGACUAACUACACCAAAACCAACAACUCUAGGGCCAACUACACCUAAACCAACAACUCCAGGACUAACUACACCAAAACCAGCAACUCCUGGACCCACUUCACCAAAACCAACAACUCCAGGGCCAACUACACCUAAACCAACAACUCCAGGACCAACUACACCAAAACCAGCAACUCCUGGACCCACUACACCAAAACCAACAACUCCAGGGCCAACUACACCUAAACCAACAACUCCAGGAAUAACUACACCAAAACCAGCAACUCCUGGACCCACUACACCAAAACCAACAACUCCAGGGUCAACUACAGCAAAACCAACAAUUCCAGGGCCAACUACACCAAAACCUACAACUCCAGGACCAAAUACACCAAAACCAACAACUCCAGGACCAACUACACAAAAACCAACAACUCCAGGACCAACUACACCAAAACCAACUACAAAGCCACCAAACCCAUGCCCACCUGAUGCAGAGUAUAUAGAAUGUGGCCCACCUUGUAUCCCCACUUGUAGUGAGCCCUCCACCAACUGUUCUGGAUCCUGUAUCAGCGGCUGCUUCUGCAAACCAGGGUUUGUCUUCAAGGGACGGCGCUGUGUGCCACUGGAGAAAUGUGGCUGUCUGGAUGACCAGAAUAACUACUAUGAGCCUGGCGAGAUCAUAUUUGGAGAUGGCUGCUCACAGCUGUGUCGCUGUGCAGGGAACUAUACUUUACAAUGUGUUGAUAACUCCUGUGACCCAAGUGAAGAGUGUCGCAACAUUGAUGGCGUUGCAAGCUGCUAUCCCAAAGCUACAUCCACAUGCAUUGCAUCUGGUGAUCCACACUACACCACAUUUGACAAAAGCAAGUACAACUUCAUGGGCAACUGCAGCUAUCUGAUGUCCAAACCCUGCAACAAAACAGCUCUGCCAUACUUUGAGGUCCAUGCUGACAAUGAAAAUCGCUAUAAUUCACCCACCAUCUCCUAUGUGAAGGCCGUACAUGUAUAUGUGUACAUGGUGAAGAUUUCCAUUCUCAAAGGGGGCACUGUGCAGGUGAAUGGGACCAAUGUAAAUCUGCCUCUGAGUCCGGCCGCUGGAGUGUCUGUGUUCAAGUCAGGAAAGCAUUACACUGUGUCCUUAAACUUUGGUGUGACCGUUCGCUAUGAUGGAAAUCACUUCAUGGACAUCAAAGUGAUCAAAGACUUUCAGAAUAAUCUGUGUGGACUGUGUGGAGAUUAUAAUGGAGAUGCCAAAGAUGACUUCCGUAAGCCAAAUGGAUUAUUGACCGACAAUGUCAAUUCCUUUGGACACAGCUGGAACAUUGACCCAGAGUGUAAUAAGGAACCCAACACCACAAUUCCAGGGUGUGAUGAAGAGCAGGAGCAAUAUGAGAGCUCUACAUACUGUGGCAUCCUGCUGGACGAAGACGGUCCUUUUGCUGUAUGCCACCCCAGAGUCAUCCCCAAUAGUUAUUUUAAAGACUGUGUCUUUGACCUGUGUGAGCUGGAUGGAGCCAAGCCCAUUCUGUGUGAAGCAAUUGAGGCCUACGUCAAUGAAUGCCAGGACCGGGGAGUGAACAUUGGACCCUGGAGGAAUGAAACCUUUUGUCCCCUGAGUUGCCCCCCCAACAGCCACUAUGAGCCCUGUGCAGACCCCUGUCAGGAGACGUGUUCUGGGAAGCCUCCGUCCUGUAAUGGGCACUGCUCUGAAGCCUGUGUGUGUGAUCCUGGCUAUGUCCUGAGUGCAGGAAAAUGUGUCAAAAAUAAUGCAUGUGGCUGCAAAGACACCAACGACCAGUACUAUGAGCCUGGAGAGGAGUUUUAUGUGGAGGACUGUACGCGGAGAUGUAGGUGUGAUGCUCCAAAUAUCACCUGUGUGACCUCUGAAUGCCCCCCAAUGAAUGAGUGUAAACUCCAAGAUGGCGAGUUGGGCUGCUAUCCCACUGGCUCUCAGGAUUGUGUAGUCUCUGGAGAUCCUCAUUACAACACAUUUGACAAGAAGUUCUACAGCUUUAUGGGAACAUGUACCUACACAUUGGCCAGAACAUGCAAGAACAAGACAGCUCCUUGGUUCUCAGUGGAGGGGAAGAAUGAAGCGAGAGGAUUGUCAAGUGUGUCGUACCUGAGGAAACUCUAUGUCACUGUGAAUGGAAUUACUGUGACACUGAUGAAGGCCAGAAAGACGCUGGUAAAUGGACGGCGGGUGGCCCUCCCUCACUCACCCUCCCCUCUCAUGACUAUCAGCCUUGCUGGUCAGUACAUCACCCUGCAGACACCCUUUGGUCUGCGGGUGCGUUGGGAUGGAAACCAUUACGCCCAGAUCUCAGUUCCUAGCUCCUACAAUGCCCAGAUGUGUGGUCUCUGUGGUGAUUACGAUGACAAUCCAGGCAAUGACUUCACCAAACCAGAUGGCACUCUGGAAGGAAAUGCCAAUGACUUCGGAAACAGCUGGCAGACUGAAGAGGAUGAGGAUGAAUCGUGUGUUCCAGGUACUAAACCUGACCCAGACUGUGAUCCAGAACUACAGGCUGAGGUAGUCAAACCAGACAAAUGUGGCAAAAUUAAAGACCCUGCUGGACCCUUUAGGGAGUGUAUCAGUGUGGUGGAUCCCACUCCAUUCUUCCAGAGCUGUGUGUAUGACAUGUGUCAGUUCAAUGGUCAGCAGCAUGUGUUGUGUGAUCAGCUCCAAGCCUACACUGAUGCCUGCCAGAACGCCGGUGCCAAAGUCUUCCCGUGGAGGACUCCAGACUUCUGCCCCCUGGACUGUCCUCCCAACAGCUCCUACUCCCUGUGUGUCAGUUCGUGUCCAGAGACGUGUCUGGGUGUGGUUGGACCUCCGGGCUGUGAGGGUGUGUGUGUCGAGGGCUGCCAGUGUAAACCAGGCUUUAUCCUCAGCAAUGACAAGUGUGUGGCACUGAAAGACUGUGGUUGUGUGGACACCAGUGGAACCUAUCACCCUGUGGAUGAUGACUGGUACGUAGAAGGUUGUGGGCAGAAGUGUGAAUGUCAAAGUGGAGGUUUCAUCCAGUGUCACAACAGCAGCUGUAAACCAACCACUGAGAGCUGCCAGCUACAAGAUGGAGAAUAUAAAUGCCUCCCUCAGGGAUUUGGUAUCUGCUCAGUAUCUGGAGAUCCUCACUACAUCACAUAUGACAAAUUCACCCACAAUUAUAUGGGAGCCUGCUCAUACACCUUGACCAAACCCUGCAACAUUUCCUCCAACUUACCAUACUUCACUGUGGACACCCAGAAUGAGCACAGAGGAAGUAAUAAGAGGGUCUCCUACGUCAGGGCUGUGGUCAUCAAUGUAAAUGGUGUGACUAUCAUCCUUGGCAAGGGCCGCACAGUCCAGGUCAAUGGCACAGUGGUUGUCCCACCUGUCAGUUCUAUCAGCGGUGUUAAAAUCUUUCUGAGUGGAAAGUUUGUUGUUCUGGAGACAGACUUUGGCCUGAGGGUGCGUUUCGACGGAAACCACCAUGCUGAUGUCACUGUGCCAAACUCCUACAAUGGCCUGCUCUGUGGCAUGUGCGGAAAUUUCAAUAAAAAUCCAAAGGAUGACAACUUGAAACCAGACAAUAAACCAGCUGCUAACACCAAUGAAUUGGGAGACAGCUGGCAAGUUCCUGACCUGCGGCCUGACUGCACUAAUGGAGGAGAACCUGAAGACUGUGAUAAAGAAGUAGAGGAGGAGGCCAAGAAGCCCACCAGCUGUGGCAUGAUCACUGAUCCAAAUGGUAUCUUUAAGCCUUGCCACUCUGUUGUGCCCCCAAGUCCAUACUUUGAAAACUGUGUGUAUGACUUGUGUGCGACUGGAGGUCAGACCGUGGCUCUGUGCCAGUCCAUAGAGAGCUAUGCUGAUAUGUGUGCUGCUGCAGGAGUCCCCAUCACAUGGAGAAACCAAACCUUCUGUCCUCUCAAGUGCCCCCCAAACAGUCAAUACAGCCCAUGUGGCCCUUCCUGUCCCCAGCCCAGCUGUCAGGACCUUGCAGGCCCCGGUGUCUCCUGCAACCAGCCCUGUGUGGAGGGAUGCAUCUGUAACAAAGAUUUUGUCCUCAGUGGAGACAAAUGUGUCCCACUCAGUGAUUGUGGAUGUACUGAAGACGAUGGACGGUACAGGCCGACGGGAGACACUUGGUUCACAGAGUUGGAUUGCUCAGAGCGCUGCAAGUGUAAUAUCAACAACAACAUCACCUGCGAGCCAUGGCAGUGCAGCCCUGCACAGGAGUGUAAAGUGAUGGAAGGAGUACUCGACUGUCACUCUACUGAUAAAGGAGUGUGCCAAGUGUCUGGAGAUCCUCACUACUACACCUUUGAUGGUGUGAUGCACACAUUCAUGGGCACCUGCACUUACACUCUGGUGGAGGUCUGUAACACCACCAACGUCACUCCCUUUAAAAUAGUAGCUAAGAAUGAGGAGCGUGGUCAGCCGGACGCCUCCUAUGUUCGCUCUGUCAAAGUCUAUCUGCCGGAUGAUACUGUGGUUGAACUGCAGAAGAGCCGCAGAGUUCUGCUGAACGGGCGCCGGGUACGCACCCCAGUUGCCACUAAAAUGGCCAAGGUGAUAAGCAGUGGGUCCUACAAUCUGCUGGACACAGACUUUGGUCUACAGGUGAAGUUUGAUGGAGUCCAUCACCUGGAGAUAACUGUUCCCGGAGAAUACUUCAACAAGCUUUGUGGCAUGUGUGGUAACUACAACCAAAAUUCCACUGAUGAAAACCUGAUGCCCAACAAGAAACCCAGCAAAGAUGUGAUUGAACUCGGCAACAGCUGGAAAUCAGAUGGAGACAGUGAUCCUGGCUGUCAGCCGGACACUCGUCCAGACAUCCACCCCAACUGCACUGCAGAUGAAGAGACACUUUUCGAGACUCAGUGUGCUGAGAUCAUCCUCUCUAAUGGCUUCAAGCCGUGCCAUUCUCUGGUGCCCCCUGCAGCUUUUCUGGGUAACUGCAUCUAUGACAUGUGUGAGUAUGACGGCAUGGAGGCAAUGCUCUGUGACAACGUGCAGGCAUAUGCUCAGGCCUGUCAGAGUGCUGGAGUCACCAUCAGCUGGAGGAACAAUACCUUCUGUCCCCUGCCUUGCCCGCCAAACAGCCACUACUCAGAUUGUACUGUCCCCUGCCCACCAACCUGCUCUGACCUCUUCCCCUUCGUCUGCCACCUACCUUCAACCACCUGUGUUGAAGGCUGCCAGUGUGACGCCGGAUAUGUGCUCAGUGACAACAAGUGUGUCCCUCUGGACAGAUGCGGCUGUCUGGACUCAGAUGGAGACUACCAUGACGUGGGAGACUCAUGGCUUACAGAUAAAUGUGCUGACUCAUGCAUCUGUAAGCCUGGUGGCAACAUCACCUGUAAGGUCCACAGCUGUAACUCCAACUCAGUGUGCGCCCUGGAUAAAUAUGGAGACCUAUCUUGCAAACCCAGCAGUUUCAACAAGUGUAGCAUCUCUGGGGAUCCUCACUACCGCACAUUUGAUGGUUUCACCCAUCACUUCCAAGGCCCCUACACCUACAUCCUGACUCAGGACCACAACCUCCACUCCUCUCUGUCACCCCUGGUGGUAAGGGGGAGGAACAUCAGACGCGGGGGCAACAGGAGGGUGUCAUUCCUGGAUCAGAUGUACAUUGAUGUUUACGGUGUCAAUGUUCGCUUCCUGCAGAAGAAGAAUGUCUUGGUGAACGGGGAGCGUGUUGUGCCUCCUUUCAGUCCAGUUGAUGGUUUGACUAUCACAAGGAACUCCAGGCAGGUCCAGCUUACCACUGUCUUUGGACUUACAGUACGCUUUGAUGGCAACAGUCGCGGAGAGGUCAUACUGCCCAGCACCUAUAAGAGCUCUGUCAGAGGCUUAUGUGGAAACUUCGAUGACAGCACCAGAAAUGAGUACAUGAAGCCAGAUGGGUCGGUGAUCAGGAACCUGAAUGAAUUCGGAGACAGCUGGAGAGUCAGUGACCGACAGGCUGAUGGACUUAGGAUACACGAUCUUCCUCAAACAGUCCAUGUCCAUAGGAGAGAGAUUGAGACUGAUCCAGACUCAGGAUUUGAGACAUCGGACUGCUCUCAGUCUCAGAUCAAUGAUUACAACAGUGUGGCUCAGUGUGGAGCACUGUCUAAUUCCAACGGACCGUUUGCUGCCUGCCAUGCCACCCUGCCACCCAAAUCCUUCCAGGAUGACUGUGUAUUUGACCUGUGUGCCGAGCAAGGUAGUACAGCGCUACGUUGUGCCAGUUAUGAGGCGUAUGCUGUAGCUUGUCAGGAAGAAGGUAUCAAACUGGGAUCCUGGAGGCAGCAGCUGGAAUGUGUUCUCUCAUGUAAUGCCAACAGCACCUAUUCCACCUGUAUGUCACCUUGCCCACCCUCCUGCGCCAACCUGGCAGCCCCUUCUGAGUGUGACACCACUUCCUGUGUGGAAGGGUGCGAGUGUGCCUGGGGCUUCGUCAUGAGUGAGGGAAUCUGUGUGCCGUACUCAGAGUGUGGCUGCACCUUCCUAAACAGAUACUAUCCUCUGAAGGAGACAUUUGUGACUGAGGAUUGUUCUCAGGUCUGUGAAUGCACCCCCACUGGCGCCGUGUGCCAAUCCAAGACCUGCCAGGACAGUGACGUCUGCACCAUUUAUGACUUCAAACGCGACUGCUACAGAGCGAGUCCCUGUCUCAAUUACCCCUGUCUGAAUGGAGGAACAUGUGAAGCAGGAAGCAACAACACAUACACCUGUCAGUGUGCAGAAAGCUUCCAGGGCUCAAAUUGUGAGGUGGAGAAAACACCGAAAGAAGGAGGACUGGGAACCACAGAGUUAAUCCUGAUUGGGGUUCUGGUCUCAGUCGCUAUAAUUAUUAUCAUGGUCACCAUUGCGUGUGUUUGUACUCGCCAAGCCAGGAAAAAGAAGUUAGAAAGGAAAAAACUCAGCAUCAAGACAAAUGUUCCAUAUACCAUGCAAACAAACAACGAAAGUAAUGAAAGAGUGACCUGUAUGUGAUGACAAACUGUUCAACUUGUUCACCUGAAUUUUAACUCCUGCUGUUUAGUCUCUUUGGAAGCUUUUUAAUUUGGUCUCUAAAGGAAAAUAUCAUAGAUAUCGUUCAUGUUGCUUUUUUCACAACUUGUGCUUUUGAAGAUGUAAUUUGGCUCAAAUGUGAACAUUUUAACAGAAAAGUAAGCGCCGUGUUAAUGUAUUGUAAGUUUUUUUAUCAAUGAAGUAUGAGGCGGUAAAGAAACUGCAGUUGUCUUUGUGAAAACACCUACAACACAUCCACAGCUCAAUUUUUGCAGCACAACACAUAACAGAGGUUUGUAGCCACACCUGCAUGUAACGUUUGGCACAGACAUUCCGACGGGAUGACUCUGAAUAACAGUGAUGAUCUUUUUUUUUGUAGGUAAACUUUUUUCGGGCACCAAAUACUUGAAAUGGAUAUCAGAGGGAAUCACAGGUCAGACAGAAAGAGACAAAAGUCAAGUUUGGUUUUAAGAAUGAAUUGAAACAUUUGCCAGACAGAUGUUAAAAUGUAGAAUGAAAGUUUUUGUUUUUUUUUACUUUAAAGAGUAACAAUAAGAAAACAUUAAAAUGCACUCUUUCUCUACCUGAUUGAGUUCUGCUCCAGAAAUUAAAUUAUUAGAGAGAUUAUUCCCAACAUUAUAUGCUAUUCUAAUACAAUCACUGAAGAAAUUGUUGAAAUUACAGUAAGAGUUAGUUCCGACAUGGCUGCUGUGUAGAAUAUAUUUCAUUCCCCUUUUGUAGAAUGGUACAAACAGCAAGUGGCUUGCUUUGAAAUUUCUAUUCUGGUUUAAAACCAGUACUUUGGUCCAUUACAAGGUGGGAAAUCUUCAUCACCUUCGAUCAUGUGUUUCCUACAAAGUUCAUUUUCUGAAAUCCAUUUGUAUACCCAAAUAAAACAUUGAAAGAAUUGACAAAG
Platichthys flesus (European flounder) is the source of this 9383-nucleotide messenger RNA. RefSeq names its product zonadhesin, like (gene zanl). Gene Ontology annotation, molecular function: protein binding. Gene Ontology annotation, cellular component: membrane; extracellular matrix. Bases 2 to 8449 code for a protein of 2815 amino acids. The transcript has 52 exons. The record is from RefSeq and is a predicted model, not a curated record. Lineage: Eukaryota; Metazoa; Chordata; Actinopteri; Pleuronectiformes; Pleuronectidae.